Messenger RNA from Mizuhopecten yessoensis (Yesso scallop), 6167 nucleotides. RefSeq names its product cdc42 homolog. The record is from RefSeq and is a predicted model, not a curated record. Gene Ontology annotation, molecular function: GTPase activity; GTP binding. Gene Ontology annotation, biological process: small GTPase-mediated signal transduction. The coding region runs from base 126 to 731 and encodes 201 amino acids. Lineage: Eukaryota; Metazoa; Mollusca; Bivalvia; Pectinida; Pectinidae. The transcript is spliced from 3 exons.
GUCGUUUGAUUGGUCCGAUAAAGGAGGCGAUAAAUGAUGUCAUACUUACAAGCUGUGGAGUGAGAGUGGUACACAUAUGUAUUAUACGUAUAUGUAUACAUGAACGAUAUUGUGUGCUAAACACCAUGUCGGAUGACGGACCGAAAUUCAUCAAAUGUGUUGUAUGUGGUGAUGGCGCCAUAGGAAAGACCUGUAUGCUGAUGAGCUACGCCACAAACAGGUUCCCUACGGAAUACGUGCCGACUGUAUUUGACAAUUACGCAGUAACGGUGGCCAUCAAAGACCAGCAGUUCCAGCUGGGCCUUUUCGACACGGCAGGACAGGAGGAAUAUGAAGGUCUCCGUCGGCUGGCAUACCCGGGGACACAUGUGUUCCUUUUGGCAUUUUCUGUGGUCAUGCCGGAGUCGCAAAGGAAUCUAGAACUUAAGUGGCUUCCUGAAAUACUACAAACACUACCCCCGCCUGCGUACCUUAUAGUGGGUACGCAGGCAGAUUUAAGAGAGGAUGAAGACAUCAAACAAAAACUCCAAAAACGGAGACAAAAGCCGAUAACAAUAGAGGAAGGACAACGAUUUGCCAAGCGACUGGACGCAGACUGUUAUGUAGAGUGUUCUGCUUUAACAAGACAAGGCUUAAAGGACGUGUUCGAUGAGGCUAUGAUAGCUGUGCUGGAUCCGAAAAAACGAAGACGGCCGCCAAAGAAACGGCGUCUCCAAUGUGUUAUAUUGUGAACUGCACGUGCGCCUUAUGUCGUUACAAUAUAAUGGUCUGACCCGUCGAUCGCUUGAUUAGUGUUAGCCGGAUAUACAUUUAUCUAACCCUUUGAGGUCACGACGGGCUAAGCGUGUGAGUAAUUCUAGUGGCCGGACGUUGACCGUUUAAAAUGUUAAAUUCUGGUGGCUGAAGGAUGACCGUUAGAGAUGUCUGGGUAAAGCACAUUGUGUUGUCGUCGGCAGAGAGAGGAUGUUUAACUGUCCAACACGAAGAACAUGUGGUGCAAGCAUAAUACAUAGUUAUAUAGAUUUAUGUUUAUUUCGUUUCAAAUUGUAAAGUAUUAAACUUCAGAUUGUACUCUGUUCAAGUAAUGUACUUCUUGAGUACCUGAAUGGUGACUCGAAAAUAAUCCAGCAUUGUUGUAAUAACCGCCCACGCUUAUCUCGCGUUUGAUCUGGUAACACAUCCAAAUGCCGUUAAUAAUAUGGGUGAUUUUCGAUCCACAAAUUAUUAGCUCUUAUCUCGCAUUGAGUGUUGAAGCCGAUAUGUACUUUCAUCUUUUAAUAUAAAUCAUUCCUGCAUUUUAUUCGUGAACAGUCCUGGUCGCCUUGGUGCUAAGGUGAUGCCGAUAUGUGUGUAUUGAUUUCAAGAGUCCAUCUUACUCUGGUGCUAAACCAAACCCAAUUCGUUUUCUAUUCUUACAAUCAGUGGCAAUAUCACUGGUCAACCUUCUCGACGUUGAAACAAGAAACUUGUCUCCGACACAAGAUUAUGUCUGCACAGAAGAUUGCAUUAAAAUUGUAUAGCGAACGGCAGAACAACUGUAUUCUGUGGAACAACAGUGAGAUUGGUGGGAACAAAAUGGGGGAAAACGAGUUGGAUUUUUGUCUUACCGAUUGUGAUGUCAGCUCAUUUAUGAGGUGACCACAGUGACUGAUAACAGAGCAUGUCACAUGGGACAGUUGUCGUAUAUUAGUAAACGCGGUUACUCAGCAAAUAUGGUAUAUACUGUACACUGAUUAACGUUGCCAAGUCAACCUUUCCCGAUUUUUAUUCCUCGAAAGUAGAAUUCUUCCUACAACAAUGCUAUACUAUUUCAGGCCGCGAAUAGCGAUAAAAUACGACCGAAAUUUAAGCACUAUGCACUAAAACUUCUUUUAUCAAACCUAAAAGGACAAUUCGGAAAUAUCAUUCUGUAGAAAGAGAUCAAUUGUGUUUCUGUAUUACAACACGAACCCUGAAAUAGUGUGUAAUUCUUUACCAUUUUUAUUUUGUAUAAAUUUCAUUUAGGGUUGUUUCCUCAUCAGUCUUAAUCGAAGGUGCUAUAUGUUUGGAUAUUUUUUACAGUGAUAUUUACCUUGUGUUCAGAGAAAGAUCUGUCUUCAAAUAAUAACUCUUAGUUCAAACAGAAUUGUAUUCAUAAUCAUGCAAUGUUAUUAUAUACAUGUAAUUUCAGAGGGAUUCGAAAACAAGCUUGGGGCUUAUAUAAAUUCUUCUCAACUACCGUAAACUCACGAAAUUGCAAAUUCAUCUGAUGAUGAAAUUCAUUUUGUUUGUAAAAAUAUGUAAACACGCAAUGAGGUUGAAAACUAAACAGAAAGUAUGCGUAGAAAACACAAGUGCUGAUAUAUUUUUUUUGACAAUCCUCUCACAUUUGUUCUCAGCUAAAGUAGGGUAAUUGUAUAAUGGCUUGAUUACUGGGUCAAUGCCGUUACAAACUGUCAUUAUGUACUAAUUAACACCGGCUGAAUGGCGGGACAACAAGUUAGUGGUAGUGGUUGGUGGCUUGAUUAACGAACCUCUAUUUGUUUGUUGCAUUUUCCCAUCUUCGCAAUAUAACGUCCAAACCGGCCAACAUGUCCAUAUAUGACCCUUUAUAUAAGAGUCAGUGUAAUGUAUCUAAAACAAUAUUACGUUGUAGUACGGAGAAUUUACGUCGGUAUGAUUUAGUUGUCUUUAAUUACUAGGAAACCACUUUGAUUUUGGUGUUUAUAUGUUAGUCAGAAUAACAGAAUCCUACCUAAACCCACAUGACUUUGUUGUAAAAUUUAUGUCGGCAUGUCUUACUAGUAUUUAUAUGUAAUUACAAGUGUAUUUGGAAAAUGAAAGUCUUCUGCAGAAAAUAUAUCAUACGCUAGUCAGUGAAGACGAAUGUCUCCAGAUUUUUUACACGGAUGGUCUUUUUUUUCAUUCUCUCUAUUAUUAUGAUAUUUAUAUUGAAAUUCUGAAUAAAAUCAUCGUGCUUAAUGUUUGUAAAUAAACGUUUAAUGCCCUUUAUUUUUAUCACAAGAGCAAAUAUUGAUAAACAACAUAUUAGUACAUAAUAAUUAAAUGUGAAGGGCGCAAUUAACAUGGGACGGAUUCAGAUUUUAUCAUUGAAGGCCGAAAGUGCAGCUGAGCGAAAGUUCUCUCGGUUUCAUAAGCUAUUCUUGGUUUCUAUGCAAACCUGUCUGUUUUGAAUUUAUAUAAACGAUUAAUACCACUCUGUCGUUGUUUGCACACUGUUUUAGUGACAUGACAUGAAGUAAUGACGAUUUUUCAGUAUAGAUACAUAUUUAUGUUUUUUUUUUAAUUUCAUCAUUUGUUUUUAUUGAUUUCAUUAAUAACAAGCGCUUUCUAAUCAAUUUCAUUUUAGUUUAUUUCUUCUGUAUGUGUUAUUGAGGCUAAAACACAAAAGCAUUCAAUUUGAAUCAUAAAUUUGAAUAAUUUUCCGAUGUAAUAUGAAAUUGUUUUAUCAAAAUAUAUAGAUAUUUUUUUCUUAACUGUUCAUCUCAUGGAAUGUACAAAACAGAUAUUAAAUGCAACAUAACACUGGCAUUUUAUCCAUUUUUACAAAACAUUGAAUUUUUGAUAUUUUUAUAAAAUUAACACCAACAUUAAGACAACAAUGUCGAGAAAAUCUAAGUUCAACGUUCAGAGUCCAUUUCUAUAUGCAUUAUGACGUCAAAUUUUGACAUACAAGUCACAAAGUCAAUGUUGUUAUGCCUAUCAAAACAUCAAUUUAGCAACAGUAACAUGUGAUAUACAGUAAAACCUCAUUAUACGCUAGCACUUAUCAAGAGCUAUUUUUACAUUAUAAAGGGAGUGGACGAUAAAUUGAUGGAAAGGUAUAUAGAAAUUCUUUAGAAAAGGUGAAAAAAAGACAUUGCAAUAAAUAGGCGUUAAACGAGGUGGCAAAUGAAACAAAGGGCCUUCUAUCGAGGUUUUACUGUAUAUCGAAAAUAUAUAAACAAUAACUGGUAAUCUAACGAUAUAUACAUAUCAGCGUUUAAAGACUCUAAUAUGUAUAAGAUAUAUUAGUUAAAUCUUUUAUCUUUCAAAUCCUUGAAAGAGGAAACAAAUAUAUUUGUACGUAAUAAGAUAGACACUUGUAUAAUGUGUAUGACGGCGUUAGCUGGUCGGGACUAUCCCUUUGUCCCAUUUCCUUGUAUAUUUUGCCCGGACUGUCAUGAUAAUGGUGCAUCACUACUUCCAGUAAUCGGACAUGCAGUACGUACUCUAAAACAAUUAUAUGAGAAAAUGAAUAUUCGGAUAUUGUUUAUAAAGCUUAUGGUGCUAUUUAUUUGUGUGGAAGAGAAUGCAUAAACGUGGAUGGAUUUACAUAUAAACACACGUACCAUUUGUUUACUUAAGUGCAGAUGUAGGAUAUCUUAAUAAAUAUAUUCUUUUCCAAAUUAUAAGUGAAUGACAUAAAUCCGGUCUGGAAAAAUGACGAUAAAAUGUUCAAUUGAAUUUUUUCACUAAGAAAUGUACAGGGCAAGAUCAUUUUUAAUUUGUUCAUUAAAUAGGAACUUCGUCAAAAUGUACUCCACAGUGAUUGCACAAGACAUUAGCAAAAACGUUGAUUUUCGUGGUUAUAUAUAGCUAGCCUAAUGUUACUUCAUCAAAUGCUAUGUAACAUCAAGUAGCUAACCUGGGCGUAUUUUUUUAUUAUUAUUAAUUGAUGAGUGUUGCAAAACCUCACUGGAAUGACUCAAGAACCGAGGGCAAUGUAGAGAUAUCUUUAUAUAUAAAUAUCAAGCCAGUCUAUACUUAGAAUGAGUCAGUAUCUUUGUAAAUAUUGGUAUCAUCCUUGAUGAGUAACAAGUAUCUCAGUAAGCACACAUCCGUGAAUAUAUUUGACAUAUUUGAUAUAAAUCGUCAUCAUGACGAAGUGAAAAAUUAUGCAUUCAGCCAAGUAUCAUUUUGAUUUUGCAAAUCUUUAAGAAUAUCUUAAAUCGGAAUGUGACACAACUGUACUAAAAGACAAAUGAGAUUUUUUGUUUUUACUAACCUUAUUUUUUGUGUCUUUUGUGUUCUUGUGAAUCAUGGUAAUUUUUUGCGGAGAACAUAUAUCAGGGUAAGUUUAGUGCUUUUAACCUGUGUUUAUUGCGCUUAUUGUUAUUUUUUUUUAGACAAUAUCUCAUAAUAGGAAUAUCUGUAGGAAAAUAUAAGGAAGAAUUUAUCCCGUUGUUUCUAUUCUUAAAUUUUUAAUGUGUGAAAACUUCAGUAUUGAUAUUUAUCGUCUUUAAAUUUUAUACGAAUAUUAUAAUUGUAAAUACUUAAUUUGUAAUUUUAUCUUGCCAUUAUUUUUGAAGUGUAUUUAACACUGAAGACAUUACAGGAUAAUACACAUGUCAUUACUUACAUAAACAUUUUUAAGCAUUUGCGUUGUUUUUAUCAUGUUUCCUUUUAAAGCAACAAAUGUAUUUUUAAUUUGUCACUUUACAAUACAAGCCACCGCGUUCAGUUAAGGCAACAUGCUACCUUUUUUGACAUACUUAAGGGUUUAUGUUUCCUUUCUGUUACACUAAAGAGUGCAUGCCACCUUUCUGUGACAUGCUUAAGGGUUUAUGCUACCUUUUUGAGACAAACUUAAAAGGUGAUAUCUAUCUUUUUGCAAUUUUCUUAAGGGUAUAUAUGAAACUAUUUUUCUACGAAAUAUUUCUUCUUUCUCAUCGACUGUCCGAUUUAGAAACAAAAGAUCGCUUAUGAAUGUAAUUUUGACGUCAUUUGUUAAUUGAUGACGUAAAGAAAAGGUACAAAUCAUUUACAAAUUUGUUCAUGCAGUCAGAUAAUCCUGACUAUUCAAUGAUAGAAAAUCUUAAUCACAUGUGUAAUAAUCACGGCAGCAUGUAAUCUUAUCGCAUUUACCAAACAACAAUAUCAAAAUCUGAGGUUUAUACAUUAACAUAUUUAUAAGAGAGAUAUGCUGCUCAUUGUUAACCGGUGCGUUAGCUGUAAUGUUACAGUCUAUCUUAUCUCAUUGUACAGGAAAUAUCUGAGAUUGUAUGUAAAUAUAUUGACAAUAUUAUGUAAGAGGAAUUCACAAACAGUGUAUGACAGAGAAAGAAUAUAUAAUAAUAUGUCACGUAUCAAAUUGUUGGUUAAAUAUAACACAUGAAUUUUAUUUUACAUUGUGUUAUUUUAAAAAGAUUCAGAAACAAUUUAAUAAAUAAAAAGAAAUUAAAUAC